This is a messenger RNA of Orcinus orca (killer whale), 10242 nucleotides long. Its product is annotated as proline-rich protein 36-like. The coding region runs from base 1 to 1374 and encodes 457 amino acids. Lineage: Eukaryota; Metazoa; Chordata; Mammalia; Artiodactyla; Delphinidae. The record is from RefSeq and is a predicted model, not a curated record. The transcript is spliced from 4 exons.
AUGGACCGAGAUACAACAUUUCCACCUUUCAACAUAUCAGCACAACACUGGAGAGUCACCUACAAGCCACCCACUAAUAAACAAAGGAGAUCUCUGGCAGGGGAGGGAGAGGAAGAAGCGGGGGAAGGAGACGUCAGAUCCUUCCCCAGCCAGAAAGUACCGGGACAGACGACUGAGAGCAGAGCUGUCCUCCGACCUCAUUGCUUUCCUCCUGCUAAGUUUUCAAGCGGUUCUCGAAAGGAGGUUGGAAACCUUCCUCCCCCGUCCGUCGCAGCUUCGCUCCAAUCAGCCGGCCACCCGGACGCACCCCCCCACUCCCAUCCCUCCCAGGGCCUCCAUCUCGGUCCCGGAGUCUCCCUUCCCGCCUCAAACUUCCUACAGACCCACCCCGCGCCCUCCUGGGCUCGCCCGGGCUACUGCCCCCUCCCCCUCCCCCUCCCCGCCGCUCCCCACGUGCUGGGAGCCCGGGUGGCGGCGGGACCCACGCACCGGCCAAGCGCACAGCUAGCUUCUCGCAGCUUUCCCCUCGCGGCCCGGCCUGCCCCAGGCCGAGGAAGCCCGGUCUCGACCGCCAGCUGCACGCCCGUCCGGAGAGAAGAUGCGGUCUUCGGCGCCGGCCUGCUCUCGCCACUCACACGCCCCCUGAGCGGCGAGUCCAUCCGCCGCCGCCGGCCCUCUCAGACCGCCCCGGCCUAUGCCCGGCGCCCGGCCGCUGGGCCGCCGCCCGGACACCGCGCCGCCCCCGCCCUCCGCCUGGCCAGCUCCCGUCCUCCCCGCCACAUCCAGACCCGCCCGCCGACCCCCUUCUUACCGGCGGGCGUGCAGGCUUCGCGGGGCGGAGAGAGCCAACUCGAUCGGCGGCCUCCCCUGUGCCCGGGCCCGCUGUCUCCGCCACCAAGAGUCCUCGGGCUCCGGGGGUUUCGGGGUAAGCAGGAGUCCGUGAGGGCGACAGGGAAGGGGAAGGACGCGGAGGAGAAGGGGAAGCCCCGGCCCGCGGCUCCAACGCGCUAUCCCCUGCGGAGCGGAUCCAACAAUCAAUUCAUUAUUAAAGCACCAACGGCGAGGUCAGCAAAAGCAAGAAGUAACGAGUCGUCGUCUUCACCGCGGCCGCGCGCGCGCCCCCGCUCCCGCCGCUUAUCGGCUCCCGGCAGCCGCCAUGACGCCGAGAGAGCUAGCGCAACCGUCUCCGUCGUAGGCGCCUCCGCCGCCGCCGCCGCCGCCGCCGCCGCCACAGAGGUAGCCGUUGCCUCCGCCUCCCGCGCGACUGAGCCGUUGUACCAGGUGGCGUGCGCCCUGAGCAGCAAGAGUGGCACUUCCAAGCUCCUUCCCUGGGAACUACACUCAGCCUCUCAGCAUCAAGCCAUCAUGCUUUGAACUGUGUCUGUGAGCAUCAAUGCUUUAUCUCCAUUUAUUUUGUGCAUCCAUUAGCAAGAUGUGUCCUAAGGUAAUUGCUUCUUUGCUUUACCUCAUUUAGGUUUGCGAAAGGUUUCAUAGGAACACUAUCCUAGCUUUAGCCAGGAUGAACAACUGAACCCUAUCUGGACCAAUCAGAUUGUUCUGAUAAUUUAAAAUUGGAAAGUUCAUCAGACAGCUGAUCUUUUCCUGAGAAACGUAAAGUUAGGCCAGGGUACUUUGUUUGGAAGCAGCACAUGGAAAGUCAGAGUUGUGUUGCAAAAACAAGAAUAAUCUCAGAUUACUUACUGUAUCACUUGGUGUUAUAAAUGUUAUAACUAUGAGAUUGGUACUGUUAUCUACAGGUAAGGAAACUGAGAAGCUUGACUAAAAAUACGUGCUGAAGCGCUGAAGCUAAAAUAUUUUUCUUUUCUUUCUCUCUUUCUUUUUGGAAGCUAAAAUAAAACCUGGGCAGUUUGAAUCCAGUCUGUGUUUUCAUGAAGUGCUGACAUAUCAGACACAUGUAUAAUAGCUGCCUUGGUUCCUGAUAGCUUUCCAGUUCCUGAGCUCAGUCCCUUGAGAAGGGUAGUCUGCUCCCUAUCUUUGAAUUAUUUAUCAUAAUUUAUCCUUAUAAUAAAAUUUCAUGUCUUUGCCUAAGUGGAUCAGCCAAUUGCAACUGAAAGUGUCCUGCUCUAGUUUGACUAUGAAUGGGAACGCAAAUAACAAAGCUCAGAGAAACUAAAACUGACUGAAUCGAGGUGGGGCUGCGGGUAAUAAAGACUUUCCUACCUUAAGAUGGGAACCUGUUAGCUUCUGUUGUGCAAUAGGGAAUCUUUUACCCAGGCUUUCUCCAAUAUUGUCUCAGAACUCAGACUAAUGUAGUCAUUGAGGUAGGGCCCAGAGAUCUUGGUAGCCAAAUAUAAAAAAUAUUGAGUGCAUUGAUUUCUAUGUGUGGAGUUUUGAAAAGUAUGUUGGAAAAGAGAGGAAUUCUGAACAGAGUUCCUAGGUGAAAGUAGAUUGGAAUGGGUUGUGUGAAAUUUAGCAAAUUUGAUUUAGCAAUUAUUGGAAGCCAAUUUGCCUUUGGGCUGAGAAUGUACAGCUAGAUCAAGAGAUUACUCAAGGGGCUCAUUGAAUGGCAACAUAAUUUUUUUUUUCCACCUGUUUCUAACACUAAAGUUUUGACAUUGAAUACCAGAAAGUGAAAUUUUAGUAAUAGGAAUAGGACUCUCAAGGAAGAACAAAUGAUAUUAAGGACUCUAAUUCCUCAGCUCCUUCCAAAACAUUUUCCACUUCCCAUCCCCUCCCAUGCUUCACAAAAGUGUGAUGAUCCUUCACAUUGUUUAUCAAUAGCCACUAGGAUUGGAAUGCAGUAUGUGUCUGGGAAUAUUACUAAAUGACAAACUGCAAACUGCCUUGCCUACUUUUUCUCUUGUUUGCUUUGAGGCUAAAGCAGAGAACAACGGGGAUGGACAGAGUCUCAACUGUUGCUAAGAAACAAGUCCAGAUUGACAACUUGAGAAACCAGACUCACUAAAGUCUUCAGCAUUAGCUAAAUGGAAAAGGAAUCUGCCUAAAAGAAAAUUAGCAGGCUCUCCUCCACAGUAGAGCAGUUGCAUGCCGUAAAAUCCCAAAGUAGACUCAGACCACAGACUAUCUCAAUCCCUCAAGCACCUCCUGUUUUCCAGUACAAAAGAAUCUGCACCAGGUAGAAGUGGGUAUCCUUUCCCGAAAUGAAGAACCUUAGUGUCCCUUGUCAAGAGUGGCCCUGGAGGACCCUGAACAAGAGAAUCCAAACUGGAUAUAGACAGAUUUUCUAAUAACUGACUAGGAAUGUGGUCAGUUAACUUAUGCCUUAUGAGAUUUCAAGGGCCAUUAUUUACUAUCCCACUCCUGCUGGGUACAAUGUAUACUUUAGCGAGCUAGUUAAAUUUAUAUUUAGUCCACAGAUUGCAGAAUUAAUCCAAGUAUUUCUUGUAUGGGCUUUAUAUACCUAUCCUAGGGCUAGUUACAUUCAAAAUAGUGUUAAGAUGGACAAGGGUUUUUCUUACUUGGAAUUGACAUUCUAGUUUGGGGAAGGAGGAGAAGAGAGGUUAAUGAGGAAAUAAGCUUACAAGCUGGGAUGGGCUCUAUAAAGGAGAGAUAGAUAGUGUAAUGUCAGAGAGAGUAGAGAGAGACAUACUCAGAUGGGAAGAGCAGUGGGGUGGUCAGAGGAGGCCUCUUUGAGCUGUAACUGGAAGAGUGAGGUAGAGCCUACUGUGGCAAGAACCACAAGAAGAGUAGUAAGGAGAACAAGUGCAAAGACCCUAAGGUAUGAAAGGGUUUGUGACGUGUGAAGAACUGAAGGCGACAAAUAUAGCUGAAGCAUAGCGAGGGGGAAGCUGGGUUGACAUGAGAUUGAAGAGAUGGCCAAGGAACCUCCUUUGAUCUAGAGCCUUGAGGGCUAUGGAAAGCAUUUGGGGUUUAAUUCCAAACACAGCAGGAUGCCAUUGGAAGUUUUUACACCAGAGAAUUGCAUAAUCUGAUUUGCCUUCCGUAAGAUUGUUCUAGCUGCUGUGUAGAAAAUGGAUAAUAGUAGUAGCAAGAGUGGCUCUCCACUCUCUAGCUCUCCACUUAGGGACCUACUUUAGUGUAUAAUGGGCUGUUAGGAUUAGAGGAGUAGCUUUAGAGAUGUAGACAAGAUGGAAUCAAGAUAAAUUGGGGAUGUUAAAGUAACAACAUUUGAGUUGAGGUCCUCAUUUGCCAUUCAUUAGUAUCUACGUUAAUUGAUAAAAAGCAAUACAAACAUAUUAUUUGGAAAUGUGGAGACAUAUCAAAGAGCUAGAAAUGCUGAAGAUAGUUGGGAGUGGAGAGGGGUGGGGGAGAGAAUGCUACUUUUUGUUAUAAAUAUUCAAUAUCAUUUUCUUAUAAAAAUUGUAUAUAUAUAUGUGUAAAUGUGUUUAUGUGUAACGUUUGCUGUGAAAAGUUCAGAGAGGUGUAGUGAUAGAUGGAGGAAGUCAGAGGAUUUUUAAGUAGGAAAUACUAAUGUAUGUGGGAAGAAUAAUAACUAAUGUAUGUUGCAUGAAUAAUAAGUAGAGAAUGAAAAUGUGAUGAAGUGCAGUAGACAAAUGGAGUAACUGAAGAAGCAAAAUACUGAGAAGAAAAGAAACUGUAGGUGUUAAGAGUUAGAAUUGCCCAUGAUAGGAAAAAUGACACUCUUUCAAUUUUUUACAGAAAAGAGGCUGAGAAGGUGAGUACAGAUGCAGAGAGGUGUGAAUAUUUGUUGGAAUGAAAAUGAAGUAAAUCCUUUUUGAUGGUUUCUGUAUUCACAAUGAAUUAUGGAGUAGGAUCACCAGCUGAAAAUGGGUAGAGUGAAGGAGUUUGACAAAGCAGGAAAAAAAUAACACAUUUUUACCUCAGGGAAUGUGAACAUGAACUUCCUAGGGAAGCAUAGUAGGACUGCUAGGUUGUCUUGAGUGUUCAUUUGCAGUCUGUGGUCAUGAAUUUCAAAAAAAAAAUCAGUCAGCUAAUUGUGUUGUUUCUUUAUUAAGUUGCUUGGUUCUCUGCACAAGGAACCAAACUGAGUUCAAGCAGUUCUGGGAUUUUGUUAAGUGAGUUCAACAGAGAGAGUUGGUGAUUGUGCUUAAAAAGGAAUGAAUAUAAUGAUGAACCAUGAAAUUCAAGCUGGGUAAAUGUGGGAGUAAAUACAGAUAAUUAAAAAGUAGUGGGGUGAGGGUGGGAGGUGGGGGUCAAUGGACUGGACAUCUCUAAGAGGCCAAACACUUAUUGCCAACCUAAAGUGAUGGUGGACUGAAUAAGAUGCCCAAAAUUGACAUUUCACAGGUAGUGCAGUUAUUAGGGCUUACGUGGUCUGGGGUUAGUCUAAGAUAUGAGUUUAGGUUGUGUAAUAGUCUUUGGAGGUGAUAAAGUUAGAGAAUUGAGUUGUUUCUGGUUCAGCGUGUAAGGAGCUUACAAGUUUCCACUCCAUCCUAAGUGAGUGAAAAAUCAACAACUCUUUUUGGAUCCGUAAGAUGGGGGAGGACACAGGACAAACCUCUGUCCCCGAGAUUGGAGAGACAGGAGAAUAUUGGGAGUCACAGUUUACCUAAGCAGAGGUGAGCAUAAACUACUGUGGGAAUCAGUCCAGGGUAAGAAAAUCUGAACUAUAAUUAUGAAUUGCUGGAAGCCCAGUGCAGACAACUCUAAGAGUUAAAAACUUCAGGGGACUCAAUCAUGGGCGGGUAGGGAGGACAAAAUCAUAACGUUUACCUCUAGGAGUUCGACUAGGUUCCCACAGUAAAUAUCUGACAAAAAAUCUUCUUGGGCUUCCAGCAGGAGGAAGGGAAAAGGACCCAUUUUGAAAUAUCUAAGAGCACUCUGUUCUAAAGAAAGCCUGCUCUCGGGGGGGGGGGGGGCGGGACCUAGUUAACCAGAGCCCAAUCUGCUGGGAUAUUAUCAGAGCCUAACUGACCUAGGGGAAGGGAAAUACCCAACUCCAGCCCACUCUAGCCAUCCUGUCCCACCCAAGAGGGCAGAAAGAAAACUGAGGAACACUUGUGAAGUACACAGUCCAUAGGCAUAGGCUCACUAAAAGACUGAGACCUAAUCAUAGGACUAGAGAAUGCUUCCUCUGUCCCCACACAUCACUGCUGUGUUGCUGAAGACCAUUUCCAGCAGUUUCUUUUACCCGAUACAACAUAUCUAGAUAUCAAUAAAAAAAAAUUACCAGUUAUAUCAAGAGGCAAAAAACAUAAUUUGAAGAGAAAGAGAAAGCAUCAGACCCAGACACGGCAAGAAUAUUGGAAUUCUCAGACUGGGAAUUUAAAACAAUUAUUAUUAGUAUCCUAAAGGCUCUAAUGGAUAAAGUAGACAUCAUGGAAGAUAAUGUAAGCAGAGAGAUGGAAAACCUAAGAAAACCAAAAAGAAGUGCUAGGGAUAAACAGCCAAACCAAAAAAACAAAUAAACAGUGAAACAGAAAAGAAUUAAGGGCUUCCCUGGUGGUGCAGUGGUUAAGAAUCCGCCUGCCAAUGCAGGGGACACUGGUUCAAGCCCUGGUCCGGGAAGAUCCCACAUACCGCAGAGCAACUAAGCCCGUGUGCCACAACUGCUGAAGCCCGUGAGCCACAACUGCUGAAGCCCGUGAGCCACAACUACUGAAGCCCGUGCGCCUAGAGCCCGUGCUCCGCAACAAGAGAAGCCACCGCAAUGAGAAGCCUGCUCACCGCAACUAGAGAAAGCCCGCACGCAGCAACGAAGACCCAGUGCAGCCAAAAAUAAUAAAUUUUUUAAAAAAGAAAAGAAUUAAGAGACUGUGCUGUUGGAUGGGCCAUCUACAUAUAUUUUUGAAAGUCACUGGGAAUGACUGUAUAUAGUCUUUUUUUUUUUAAGAUGUUGGGGGUAGGAGUUUAUUAAUUUAUUUAUUUUUGCCGUGUUGCGUCUUCCUUUCUGUGCGAGGGCUUUCUCUGGUUGUGGCAAGGGGGGCCACUGUUCAUCGUGGUGCGCGGGCCUCUCACUAUGGUGGCCUCUCUUGUUGCGGAGCACAGGCUCCGGAUGCGCAGGCUCAGUAGUUGUGGCUCACAGGCCUAGUUGCUCCGCGCCAUGUGGGAUCUUCCCAGACCAAGGCUCGAACCCGUGUCCCCUGCAUUAGCAGGUAGAUUCUCAACCACUGCACCACCAGGGAAACUCUGUAUAUAGUCUUGAAAAGGGAAAAUAUGAUAGUAAACCAGGAACUAAAGUUGAUAAUAAAUAAGAGAGUAACCAGAAUGGACAGCUACAGAGGACUGAUCAGUGGUAGAGCUGAUAACAUUAGCUUCAAGGGAGCAUAUAUUCUUGGAGAAAGGAGAAUAGUGGCCCCAGAUCCUAACCCUGAGAUUCAUAAUACAGGAGCAAAGAAAGUCUUCAUUUGAAAAGGAUAUAGUUGAAUCAUGAGUUUAAGACAGCCUAGACUCAGUUAAUGUUAAGAAUAUAGGUCUUAAUUUGAAAAGGACACACUAUUAUUCAACAAGUAUGUGUUGAACAUCUGUGUAUUGUGCUUUUUGUUUUAAGUGUUUGAGAUACAGCAAUCAACAACAACCAAAAGUAGUCCCUGCAUUGUUUGGGGCUUAUAUUCCUGUGAGGGGAGCCAGAAAAUAAACAUAUGUUAUACCUAAUAGUGGUAAGUGCUAUGAAGAAAAGAAAUGAAAUAUAUAUAUAUAUAUAUAUAUAUACACACACACACAUAUACACACACAUACAUAUAUAUAUAUAGAGAGAGAGAGAGAUAGGGAUGGUAUUUUAAACAGAAUCACAGAGAGCUUCCCUGAAAAGGUAAUAGAUAUGUGAGCCAACACCUGAAUAAAGUAAAGAAGAGAGACUUGCAGAUAUAUUUCAGGGGCAAGGGCAGGGGCAUUCCACCAUGUAGAAUAGUGAGAGAAAGCCAUAGACUAGAGUGGGCUUAUUAUGUUUAUGGAACAGCAAGGAAUCUAAUGUGAUUUCAGUAGCAUGAGCACUCACAUACUAAUUUUUAAAAAUUGUUUGUUUGCAUUUAUACUAAUUUUUGUGUUAAGACAAAUUUCAGGAAGUAAGAAUGCUUAUUUAGCUAGAAGCUUCUCCAUAGAUUUUAAUUUUUCAACCUGAAAUUUGAAGUAUUUGGAAACUUGGUAUAACAGUUAUAAUAAAGCAUAAAUGCUUUAUUUUUUAAAAAAACAGAAAUCAAUUUGAUUCUAUGGUUUCUUAGUAUUAUUUGUAACUAUGGAUCACCUAUUUUUUCCUCUGUUCAGUUAAUAUCACUAUAAUUAGAGAAAUGUAAGUAAAAAUUACAUGAAACUAUCAAUUCAUAUGUAUCACAAGCAAAACUUUCAGAGGAAGUGAGCCUACGUGAUUCAUCUGAAAUAAUUAGCCAAGACAAAUAGACAUAUUUGAACGGAAGGAAAAAUAAAUGUGAGUACCUUGUUUAAGUUUGAUGUCCUAUGGGUCUUCAUAGUUAAAAUUAACAUUUAAUUUAAAGUGACAAUACAUUAUUAAAUAAAGCUGAUUAGACAUUUUCAAAACUGUUCAAAACCAUAAUUCAAAAAGAGUCAUGUACCACAAUGUUCAUUGCAGCUCUGUUUACAAUAGCCAGGACAUGAAAGCAACCUAAGUGUCCAUCGACAGAUGAAUGGAUAAAGAAGAUGUGGCACAUAUAUACAAUGGAAUAUUACUCAGCCUUAAAAAGAAACGAAAAAGAAAAAAAAAAGAAAAAAAAAAAAGAAACGAAAUUGAGUUAUUUGUAGUGAGGUGGAUGGACCUAGAGGCUGUCAUACAGAGUGAAGUGUGGAAUGCUUCUUUCAGCUCUUCUCAUGCAGGCUAUUCGUUAUCCUUUGGGUCGCAGGUCAGAUGUCACUUCCUUACAGAGGUCUUCUAAACAACAUACUCUAAAGGGGGCUUCGUCAGUGACUUUUCUAGUUACUUUGUUUUCUUCAUAGUAAUGAUCAUGAUUUACAAUGACUUCAUUUUACUUGUCUUACUUGCCCAUUGCUUUCUCCCCUUCUUACCAAGAAGGUGAGCUCCUUGAUAGACUGCUACAGUGAAACAUUUGGAAAAGUAAAGGAUAUGUGGAAAGUAAAUUUUGUAGGAUUUUUUUUUAAAAAGCAAUUAAAAAGUUACAGGUAAAGUGUAAAAGUUCUACAGAAAGGAAAUAAAAUCCUAGUACCCUAUGGCCAUCUUUUCCAUGAUCAUGAUAAAGUUAACACUGUUACUGUUUCAGAUAAAUAUGAUGAUGUAAUUCUCUCAGUGUGGUUGGGGUGGGAGGGGUGUGUGAGUGCUAGAUGCCCACAGUGGAAGUCAGCAUUGCCAUUCAGCAUCCCUUCCACCUUUCCCCCCUGCAUAGUGGCCAUGUACUUCAGCUUUAGAAGUGGGCCUGAUUAAUCCUAAUUGACUCAUGUAAUCCAAUACCCCAUGCCACUCUAAUAAAUUUAUAGGUGGGCAGGUGUAAGCCAAAAAAUUCAUGACAUUCCUUAGGCCAUAGGGGAUAAUUCAGGAAUGAGCUGUGACCCAGUUUGUAGUAUAAAGCUGUCUAGGAAUUCAGAAAAAAAGAGAUUUCCUUAUUCCAAUGUGAAAGAUCAGAGAAUGAACCUCUUUCUUCCUCUGGAUUUUGGGUGUGUCAGUGUGAAACCAGGAGGUGUUAUAGGUCUUUGCCCUCACAGGAGAAGCAGUCUAAGGAUGGGAUGUCACCCAGAGGAGAAUAGAACUGAGGAAAUGACAGAGAACUGGAGCUAGAGCCACUGCAUGAAGCUGACUCAGGUUCAUUGCACACUCUGGGCUUCUAAUUGUGGAAAUCAGUGCAUUUCUUAAUUUCUUAAACCAGGUGGGAUUGGGAUUACUAGAAAUUGAGGCAUCCUAACUGACAAAAUCCAACUCUCUCUCAACAAGUCAAGAGAUAUUUAAAAUAUGUAAAUUAUAUGUAUAUAUGUUAAUAUGCAUUAUUUAGAAAAGUGGAGCUUGCUAACAGAAGAAAUAGCUUUAAAUAGUUGAAGUGUUUUCUUUUUGGAAACAGGGCCGAGAGAUGGAAGGAAGGGAGAUGAGCCCCAGGCUAUUCUUUUUCAUUGUUCGCCUUACAAAACUAUUUGAUUUCUUAAACAUGUACCUUAAUUAUUUAGAUUUUUCAAAAAGAACCUAAUGAAGUUUAGAAUUUUAAAUUGAGUCCAUUUAAAAAAUUAUUUAAUUACUUUUUUUUUGGUCCUGCCGCGUGGCUUGUGGGAUCUAGUCAGGGAACUAGGGACUGAACCCAGGCCCUUGGCAGUGAAAGUGUGGAGUCCUAACCACUGGACCACCAGAGAAUUCCCUUUAAUAAGGCAGUUUAAAGAUUAAAAUAUUUGGUGUUCUAGAUCUAAAAAGAAUAAAGAAGUUUGAAGAUG